CCACCAUCCGAUCAGAAAUUCUCCUUCUAUUCGUUUUUCCUCAACAAAAAUCAUUUCAAAAUCUCACUUUAUUUACUCUCUCUCCAACGUUCUUCCUCAACACUCUCAGAUCUCUCUCACUCUCUCCCCCAAACCCUAAAACACUUUCAGCCAAAAAGAAAACAAAUAAACACUUAACUUUCACUUGAAAACGAAGCUUCCCUUUCAAAAUGCCGUUCAUUUCUGACACGGCGAGCGCGAUCAAGAGCCGUUUCGGCUUCCAUAACCGGACCUCUUCCUCCGAGUCGGCCUCCUUGUUGUCGGUACGUAGCCCGCCGGAUCUUCUGGUGAAAUCGGCGGUGAGGGAUAAUUCCAGCAAUUUCACUGCCGCCACCUCUGCAAUUCGGAGCAUCCGUGAGUGGGAAGAUGGUUUGACUGGAAGUACUGAACCAGCACCGCAGUCACAGAGCUUUGAGUUCCGUGAAGACCCUUCUUUUUGGAAGGACCACAAUGUGCAGGUUAUCAUCAGAAUUCGUCCCCUUAGUAGUUCUGAAAUUUCACUACAAGGCAACAGCAAGUGUGUUAGGCAAGAAAGUUGUCAGACAAUUACUUGGACGGGGCAUCCAGAAUCUCGUUUUACAUUUGAUCUUGUUGCUGAUGAACAUGUUAGCCAGGAGGGUCUGUUCAAAGUAGCUGGAUUGCCCAUGGUGGAAAAUUGCAUGGGAGGUUACAACAGUUGCAUGUUUGCAUAUGGCCAAACUGGAAGUGGGAAGACUCACACAAUGCUCGGAGACAUCGAAGGAGGCACUCGUAGGCAUAGUGUCAAUUGUGGGAUGACACCUAGGGUGUUUGAAUACUUAUUUACAAGAAUACAAAAGGAGAAAGACACUCGUAAAGAUGAGAAAUUAAGAUUUACUUGUAAAUGCUCGUUUCUGGAAAUCUAUAAUGAACAAAUCCUUGAUCUUUUAGAUCCAUCAUCAACCAAUUUACAGAUAAGAGAAGAUAUGAAAAAAGGUGUUCAUGUUGAGAAUCUUAAGGAGAUAGAAGUUACAAGUGCACGGGAUGUGAUUCAACAGCUCAUUCAAGGUGCAGCAAAUAGAAAGGUGGCUACCACUAACAUGAAUCGUGCAAGUAGUCGUUCUCACAGUGUAUUUACAUGCAUAAUUGAAAGUAAGUGGGAGUCUCAAGGUGUAACUCACCACCGUUUUGCCCGACUUAAUCUUGUUGAUUUAGCAGGCUCAGAAAGGCAGAAGAGUUCUGGGGCCGAAGGUGAACGCCUCAAGGAGGCUACUAAUAUUAACAAGUCUCUUUCAACAUUGGGACUUGUGAUAAUGAACCUUGUAAAUAUUUCCAAUGGGAAGUCUCUUCAUGUUCCUUAUAGAGAUUCAAAGCUCACUUUUUUGCUUCAGGAUUCUCUAGGAGGGAAUGCAAAAACAACCAUAAUUGCAAAUAUUAGUCCAGCUAAUUGUUGUUCAUUGGAGACACUAAGUACAUUGAAGUUUGCACAGCGGGCUAAAUUUAUUAAGAACAAUGCAGUGGUAAAUGAAGAUGCAUCUGGAGAUGUUGUUGCUAUGAGACUGCAAAUUCAACAGCUGAAGAAAGAAGUAUCUCGUCUACGAGCUUUUGUUAAUGGCAAAAGUGAAAAUCUGGAUAAUGAUAACUUGGCAUCAAGCAUUCCAGCAUCACCUGGGCCCUUUAAAUGGGAAUGCCCUCCUGGAUCAUUCAGUCCACUUACAUCUGAUAAAAGGAUGUCUCAGAAAAAAGAUUAUGAAGUUGCUCUUGUUGGGGCCUUCAAGAGGGAAAGGGAGAAAGAAGCCGCUUUACAAGCACUGACUGCUGAAAACCAGGCAGCUAUGCAGUUGGCAAAACAAAGAGAAGAUGAGAUCCAAAGUUUGAAAAUGAGGUUAAGGUUUCGAGAAGCAGGAAUUAAGAGGCUGGAGGCUGUUGCUUCUGGAAAGAUAUCUGCUGAGGCACACCUACUAAAAGAGAAGGAAGAAUAUUUGAAGGAAAUUGAGGUUUUACGAGCUCAAGUUGAUCGCAACCAAGAAGUCACUAGAUUUGCACUGGAGAAUUUGCGACUGAAGGAAGAGAUUAGAAGAUUGAAGUCCCUUUGUGAUGAAGGCCAAGUGGAGAUGAUGAAUGAACAGAUCAAGGCAUUACACAAUAAGUUGCUAGAGGCACUAGAUUGGAAACUUAUGCAUGAGUCAGACUCCUUAAUGAAUGAGAAAACAAAAUCUAAAGGGUCAGGAGUUAAUGAUGAUCUUAAUGAACUGAUCUCUAGUCAGGAGCAGGAUUCAGCUUGGGGCUCUAACCUUAAGGAGGAAAACGAAUUCCUUAGAAUGCAGGCAAUUCACAACAAGGCGGAAAUGGAUGUACUCCAGAAAAAACUUGAAUUUUGUCUUGAUGAGAAGGGAGAGUUAGAGAGGUAUGUCAGUGAGCUACUUAACAAGCUUGAAGAAGAACGGUCUUCAAGAUUGGAGAAAGAAGCAGUACAGCAAACAGUGGUUCGUUCAUCACCAGCAGAUGUGCCAACUAUCAAACUUAAUGACCAACUGGAGCUUAAAACAAUGGUUGAUGCCAUAGCGGCUGCAAGUCAGAGAGAAGCUGAGGCUCAUGAGAGAGCAUUUAAGUUGUCUCAGGAGAACGAAGAAUUACGAUCAAAGCUUAAGAGCUAUGUUGAGGAUAACAAGCAGCUCCUUGAAUUAUAUGAACAGAAUGCUGCUGAAAGAAAUUAUAAAGGUUCAAAUGAAGGUGAAAUUAAUGAAAAUGACACUACGGACCACACUGAUGCUGCUUUACAUGAAAAUUGUGAAGAAAAACAGGUCGAGUUGAAGAAAGUUGUUGAUAACCUCGAGCAACAGCUAACGGAAAUGCAUGAAGAAAAUGAAAAAUUGAUGGGUUUGUAUGAAAGAGCAAUGCAGGAGAGAGAUGAGUUCAAAAGAAUGUUUUCUUCUUCAGGAACUCCAAACAGAAUGGAGCCUAGAGAAUUCGAAUGCCCUGAAAAGCUAGUUGAAGUUGAUGGAGGGGAAGACAGCUUGGAUAAACCUCAUGUCCAGUUUGACUCAAAGGAUUUAGAGGGUGGAACUGCUCCCCUUUGCUCACUUAUGCAGGAUGCAGGUGAAAGUCUAGAGUUGAAUAUGCUUGGUGCUAUUGAAGUGAUCCCAAGUGUGAAAGAUGUGCAUUCCGAUCUUCAAUCAGAAGCAGGGAAUUACAUGGAAAUAGACCAAGAUGCUACUGCUGCAAAGUUGUCAGAAGAUUUAAAUUCUGCUAGAGCAAUUCUGAAACAGGCACUUGAAAAGCUUUCAUAUUCCGCCAAGACAGUUAACGAAUUUUGUUCCCUUGAGAAAUCAUUCUGUGAGAUUGAUAACCUUUCCAGAGAAAUAGAAGUAACAGAAAGUGGGAUAGAGGAGAAACAACGACACCUUGAAUCUGUUGCAAUCAUUUCUUCAGAAACAAAAGAAAGAAAAGCUUUAACUGACAGCAAGUUAUCAGCACUCAAAUACUCUCUUUCAAACUUUUCUUCUUCGGUUGCUUACUUCGAACAGCGAGAAGCUCGAGCAAGGAUGAGAUUAAAUGCCUCAUUGUCAUACUUGGAUAACAAGAAAGACGAACUAGCCAAUCUUAAGAAGUCAAAGGCGGAAAUCGACGUGUUGUUGAGUAAGAUACGGGAAUCUGAAUCCGCAACAAGGAGCAACAUUGUGUUGUUGAAAUCAAAACUUGAGGAAGAAAGUAAUAGACAAGAGAAUGACAAGAUUUUAUUUGCCAUUGAUAACUUGGAUAAAGUUGACCCCUCCCAGAGAAACUUAUGUUUAGGUGGCAAAGCUACUGAGUUACUGAAGACUGAAGAAGAGAAAAGCAAGCUCCAAAAUGAGAUCAAGUCAUCACGUGAAAGCUUGGCAGCCAUUAAAAUGAGAUUCCAGGAUUUGAACAAGAAACUGAUGAAGGUAGAAAAAGACAUGGAAGGUGUUUCAAUGGAAAUACAGAAAGGAUCAAAGUCAGUGGAGGAAUUGAAGUUUGCCAUGGAAAGUGCAAUCCAAGAGAAAAAUACCCUCCUCGAAAUUGCAGAGAAUGGGAAAGCUGAAAUCGAUAACUUGAUCUUGGAAUACCAGCAGAGUAUUUUUUAUGUGGAUCUGACAGAAGCGGAGAUGAAGGCCAUUGAUGAAGAAUUGAAGCUUGAGUCAAGGAGAUUAGAACAGCUACAAAUAAUGAGAGCCACAUCUGGCAAGAAGGUAGAGCAAUGGUUGUCUCAUUCAGGUUUGUUAUCCGAAAAACUGGGAGCAGAAUUACAAAGUGUUUGGGCAACUUUCGAGGAGGCUAAGAGUUUGUUAGAAUCGGAACAUUGAAGUGUCUGUUAAAUCCUUGUUUUUAACAGGCUCCUGAUAUUUUCCACAUUAAUUCACAACUCAAAAUCCUGUGAAAUAUGCGUGCAAUUUCUGGUGUAAUUAACUAUUCCAUCUCGUUGAUGUACUUGUUUGUAUUUUAAUUAUAUACUAAUUGCUAUUCCCUUUCUAAGGGUAUUCUGAAGA
Gossypium raimondii (Peruvian cotton) is the source of this 4505-nucleotide messenger RNA. RefSeq names its product kinesin-like protein KIN-12E. Bases 210 to 4322 code for a protein of 1370 amino acids. Gene Ontology annotation, biological process: microtubule-based movement. The record is from RefSeq and is a predicted model, not a curated record. The transcript has 22 exons. Gene Ontology annotation, molecular function: ATP binding; microtubule motor activity; microtubule binding. NCBI's taxonomy places the organism in Eukaryota, Viridiplantae, Streptophyta, Magnoliopsida, Malvales, Malvaceae.